GCUUCACAAUAAAUGGGAAAAGUUUAUUUCUGAAUUUUAUACGCUUCGAAAUUCACUAGUAAUAGCUGAUUUUGAUCAUCAUUGGAUGAAGCUAAUGAAUAAAUACCCUGAGAUUCAAGGAUACUGUGAUCGACGGGUCGAAAGUAUAAACCAUGUUAUAAAAUUAGAGGCAAAUUCUGGAAAUUCUUUAUGUCAGCUUCAAGUCGGAAUUGAAUUACAGUUAAAAGAUGAAGCAAAAUAUGCAAGUCUACAGGAAUUUCAAAAUAUGAACCCAACAAGAGGUCUUCCUCAUGUUUCCAAUACAAUUUUUAAAAGCAUUGAUAACAUGUGUAAGAAAUACCUUAUGCCAAAUUCAUUAGCUUUACAGUGCAAGCAAAUGCUGGAAAGUCUUUUAUAUAGAGAAUCAAACUAUAAUGUAGGAUUCAUAGAAGAUGAUUAUGAUGAGCCACAGGUAUUAUUAGAUAUAGCUUUAGAGUAUUGUGCUGGAAGUAAUGUCAAUGAAAUAUGGGAGGUUAACUAUAUUCAAAGCACAACGAAUCAUUCGCAAUUUAUUUUAUUACUUGACGAUGUCCAAAAAAGCAUUCUUCAAUAUGAGAUAAUACAAAAUGAAAAUAAACCAUCUACUAGAACAUUUCAGAUAUUAGAAAGGAUUCAUGAUCAAGAAGUUAAUAAUAGAGUUGCUGUGGAAUUAGAAUCGAAAAAAGUUUCUUAUUGUCGUAGUUUGGGGUUUUGUAAAAAGGCUCUCAAUAUAGCAAUUACGAAUGAUUCUAAUAAGGCUUUGGAAAAUUUCUUGCAACAAUUUAUUGAUGAACAGAUUUUAUCACAAUGUCAAAACACAUAUGAACCAUCUGUGCAAGAAUUAGAUCAAAGGACCAAUGAUCUUAAAAUUUCAGACCCACUUCAACAUAAAGGUAAGGGCCAUCCUGCAAACAAAAGAUAUUUAUCUGCUAAUGAGAAUCAUGAUAUCAAGAACGUUGGCUUGAACCAUCAAGAUGAUGAAACAUUAGAAUCAGGAUCAAUGAAAAAAAACAAGCGGCAAUGUGCUAUGUGUAAGUUAUGGUAUCAUGAUUCUUGA
Racocetra persica is the source of this 1075-nucleotide messenger RNA. The record is from the annotation of a GenBank genome assembly. Lineage: Eukaryota; Fungi; Glomeromycota; Glomeromycetes; Diversisporales; Gigasporaceae.